AUGGCGGCGAUGCAGACACGACUGUGUACGCUUCCAUCGCGCCCUGAUGAGAAACGCGGUCCAAACGUUAACUGCUUAAAACCCAAUUUCGCCUAUGGGUGUUCUGGACAGGCUGGUUGGAAGGGAGCUGGGUUAACCGUGGGAGCUGGCGUUCUCCUUACCGCAGGGGUAUACAAGAUGAUGGACAAGCAACCCCAGAAGUCAGCGGAGUCAGUUGAGCGGGUUGCCGCAGAUGCCAGUAAUGUUGAGAAGAUCGGUUUGCACCAGAGUAUCAUGGAUAGUAAGACUCCAGCCGGAGUCCUGACCAGGAUCGACGUCACUGCAGCUGAGUCAGAGAGGGGGUCUGAGUCCGGAGCACCAGGCGAGGCGAACAAGGAAGGGCCAGGAGAGGGGGAUGCAGCUCGGCUUCCUGCCCAGGCUGCUGCUGCUGACGAUGAUGAGAAAACCGCAUCCGAAGAAUCCACACCCGUUGCUUCCUUCACCGACGGCAGCGAUGGACUAGUCCUCUCCCAGAUGAACCAGAUGAAGGUGUUCGGCUUGAUGCCGAAGAGCAACUUCAAGUCCUGGACCAGGUCUCCACAGCAGCCAGAACUGCAUUUCAAGGCCGAUCACCUGUGGCUCAGGCUUUUGUUGUAUAUUCUACUUUACUUUGGCUAUAUUGGCCUCUUACCCCGGAGAUUCGCGGCGACCCACAGUUGGUCUGAUGCCCAGCGGAGUUGGCAAGAUGGCGCCUCACAAACGUACAGGUCUACACAGUGGCAGAGGCCACGUAGGUGA
Branchiostoma belcheri (Belcher's lancelet) is the source of this 777-nucleotide messenger RNA. RefSeq lists its product as uncharacterized. Bases 1 to 777 code for a protein of 258 amino acids. NCBI's taxonomy places the organism in Eukaryota, Metazoa, Chordata, Leptocardii, Amphioxiformes, Branchiostomatidae. The transcript is spliced from 2 exons. The record is from RefSeq and is a predicted model, not a curated record.